Messenger RNA from Aedes aegypti (yellow fever mosquito), 1374 nucleotides. Its product is annotated as venom allergen 5.02. NCBI's taxonomy places the organism in Eukaryota, Metazoa, Arthropoda, Insecta, Diptera, Culicidae. Bases 123 to 911 code for a protein of 262 amino acids. The record is from RefSeq and is a predicted model, not a curated record. The transcript is spliced from 4 exons.
AACGCACUAAUUCCAGUGCCUAAACUAUAAUCAACCGACGACGGCGACGAGCUUCCCGGAAUUUCAGUCGGCCUCUCUAGUCAACCCCCGUUUAACGUUCAUUUAAGGAAUCGAAUCUAGCGAUGGAAAUCGGAGUGGGCCGUCUGGUGCUGCUGAUGGUCGUUUCCUGUCUGGGUCUGACCGUUUCGAUACCGGACUAUUGCGAUCCCCUGCUGUGCAAAACCGAUCACCUGCACAUUGGCUGCAAUGCCACGGACGAUUUCGGUGCGGCAUGUCCCCCGAACACCGAAGUGAUUCCAAUGGACGACAAGCUGCGGGGAAUGAUUCUCGAUUUGCACAACAGUCUGAGAAGCGAACUGGCCAAUGGAACGAUGGAAGGAUUCGCUUCGGCCGAAAGGAUGGCCGUUCUGGAAUGGAACGACGAACUGGCCAAGCUAGCCGAGUAUAAUACGCGCACCUGCCUGUAUUCCCACGACGAGUGUCGGGCCACGGAACAGUAUCGCCAUGCCGGGCAGAACAUCGCCCGGAAGUCCAAACCGAACAACAUCACCGUGGAAGUGACGCGUGCCAUUCAAGAUCUGACCAACAAAUGGUGGCAGGAGUACGUCGAUACCAAUCAGACCGUGGUGGACUCGUACCGGAAGGUGGGCGAGGGCGUCCACAUCGGUCACUUUUCGCUGAUGGCCAACGAUCGGAUCACGAGGAUGGGUUGCGCCGCGACCAAGUACUGGAACCCGGAGAACAAGCGCAACUACGUGUACUACGUGUGCAACUACUCGUUCACCAACGUGCUCGGGAAGCCCAUCUACAAAAAGGGCAAACCGUGCUCGAAAUGCGGCGAAGGCAAAUGCAGCACUAAAUAUCCGGGGCUGUGUGAGGGAAUCGGCGAUGUUAUCGAUAAGGAGAUCUAAGGGAGGAAGAGUGCGUUUCGUCAAUUUGACGCGAGACGGUCAGUCAAUAUCGGUGCAGAUAUAAAGAUAUGUGUGAUACCUCAGUUAAAUGUAGUCACGAUAUGUUCAAAGGAAGUUAUUAUGUAGAUUUCAAGUAUUUCAGAUUUCCUUUCAAAGGAAGUUCUCAAUUUCGUAUUCGUAAGAAGCACUGUUUUCACAUCAUGUAGGUAAAAAACGAUCUAAUGAUAUAUUGAAUUUGAAUCAUAAAUACUUUAUAUGAAGGUCAAAGGUGAUAUCUAUUAUUCCGAGACAACAAAAACGAUAAACAAUUCGUUGUACUUCCCUUAUGAACAAAUAUGGCAACUAUCGAUCCCAUGUUGAAUAUUUUGCGAUUUUCACUAUCUUGUUUGUUAUGACCAAGAUCAAUUUCUUGAGAAAGAAACUCUGAGGUACAUGAAAGCUGCAUAACAACCCCCUUUGAACA